AUUACUGUAAUAGAGAUCUAUCUGAUUGGUUGGGUAGAUCCAGUCAACAAAGCUGUGUGAAUCACACAAACACGCCCGUCUGAGGAGAGGAGUCAGUAGGGUGAGUCUGGAAAAGUGUGGUGCCUUGCUCAAUCUGCAUUGUUAUUUUGUCAGUGUGACGUGAGAUUGUUUCUGUUGUUAUUGAGACGUCAAGAGGAUCUGUGUGCCUUAUUGCGCCUCUAAUAUAUUAUUAGAUAUGAGAAUCUUUCCCAGUGACACAAUAACUAUUGUAGUUGGAUGAUCAAGACAGAAACAGUUCUGUAUAAGACAUGCAGCUUCAGAUAGCUUGUGUUGUUACUCUGUCAGCCUUCCUCGAUUAUCUUUUGGAUGUUGUGUAAAUGUGUUUGACCCCCAGACCCUCUCCAUCUGGUCUGAUUAGAGGGAAGGAGUUUGAUGGUGCGAGGCGAACACUCUGCUCAUACAACGAGGCCUCACUUAACCAUUCUCUGCAUAAAGGAGCCCUGGCAUUCUCUCUCAUGCUGCUGCGUGAACUGUACUGAUCAGACAGCGGGGCGCAGGUUUACAGAGACCAUCAUCCACCACAGACAAGCAGGACAACAGGCUACAUAUCAUCUGAACACACAGUUCUGUACCACACUGGAGGACCUACAGGAGAACUGGCAGGUGUACUGGCUUUUAGUGUGUUCUCUGAGGUGUGACUAACCCCUAUACAGGAGAAUACAAGGUAUACACCACUGGGGAACACACUGAAGAUCUUGAGAGGAGGGAUAUAAAGAAAAGGAGUACUAAAGGAGUGAUCAGUGAUCGCCAUGAGGCUGAAUUCCCUGGCACAGCCAAACCCGACUGGAACUACCACACCAUCCCGGAUCUGAGAACAGGAGGGGGACACACACCCCACGGAGCCCAUUGCCAUGGCGAUGACGGCCCUGUUCAGGGGCAAGUGGGGACAAAAGUCGCAGGAGCCACCUGAGAAGCAGCCCGCAGCAUCGGUGCACUCCACCAACCACGAGGAAGAAGAGGAGGAUGACAGGGUCAUCGCCCCCAUCCGCAGGAACUCCCGCUUCUACCGUUCCAUGAGGAAGAAGAGGCUGGCCUCGUCAGAACAACUUGAAAGCCCUGCCUCUCUGAGGCCUGGUCCAGAGCCCAGCCCAGGCAGCAGGUCAAGCAGCAGCUCCCUCUGUGUCCCUGAUCUCCAGAAACCUUCGCAAUCUCCCCGGGCACAGCGUACGCCAACCUCUCCACGCCAACUCCAUUCCGGAACUGCGUUGCCGAGCAACGGGGAGCUCAGGAGCCCACACACACUUACUAGCGCGGCCUCUUCCCCUCUUUGGACUAGGAGAGGAGGAGGAGGGGGAGGAGGAGGGAGGAAGGGUGCAGAUGCUUCUCCAGCUAGUGGUCAGUGUGGAGGGGGCUCCACUUCCUCCUCCUCUGUUUCUAGCGCUCGGUUGUACCGGACACACGGCAUGCACACACACACUGAAGACAUGGAGAGCCUCUCAGAACGCACCGCCGCCUGCUCCGUACGGGAGCCCGGAGGGGGUACACAGUCACCGCAACCAGCGGAGGAGGAAGUCAAUGAAGAGGGCGUCAAACUCAGGUUGGUGAGCAACAGGGAAAGAGCGAGCUCAACACCAUUGAAAGUAGAACCCAUCUGCUACAGUCUCAACAUUGUCAAGAACGUUGCCUUCCUGUACCAGGAGUACCGGGACACAUCCAAGCAGCAGGAAAUCGAGCAGCGACGGCAGCAGGAUGGGUUGACCUCGGGGGUCAGCGCGGGGUUAGGGGUGACGUCCCCACCGGCCCUGCAGCUGCAGCUGAGGAACAACUCUCGCUCUCUGAGUCUGUGGCAGAACCUGGAGGUCGUGCAGCAGAGCGGCCUGCUCACCCAGCUACCGCAGAGAGAGGUCAUCAUACAAGAGGCCAUGUUUGAGCUGGUGACCUCAGAGGCAUCCUACUACAAGAGUCUGGAGGUGCUGGAGACCCACUUCCUGAAGAACCCUAUGCUGGUCAACACACUCAGCCAAUCAGACAUGCACUUCCUGUUCUCCAACAUUGAGGAGGUGAUGAAGGCCAGUGAAAGGUUCCUGAUGGACCUGGAGAACCGCAUCGAACAGUCCCUCCAGAUCUCAGAGGUGUGUGACAUCGUCCACGACCACGCCGUCAAGCACUUCCACGUCUUUAUCACCUACGUCAUCAACCAGGUGUAUCAGGAGAAGAACUACCGACGCAUUCUACAGGGAAACCAGUCAUUCCGUGAGGCCAUGGCUCACCUGGAGAACCAGCCGCAUGUCCGAGGCCUCUCCUUCACCUCCUUCCUCAUCCUCCCCUUCCAGAGGAUCACACGACUCAAAAUGCUGGUCCAGAACAUUCUGAAGAGGGCAGAGGAGAAUUCAGAUAUGGAGGCCAAUGCCAUCAAGGCUCACCAUCAGCUGGAGCAGAUUGUGAAGGAGUGCAACGAGGGUGUGAGGAAGAUGAGUCGUACAGAGGAACUCAUCAGCAUUGAGAAAACACUGGAGUUCAAGUCUAAGUCGGUGCCGGUGAUCUCCCACUCCCGCUGGCUGCUGAAGAAGGGUGAGGUGCAGCAGAUGGCCGGGCCAAAGAGCACUAGGACCAUGCGGAGCAAGAAGCUCCACCACCCUGUCUACCUGUUCCUCUUCAACAACCUGCUGCUCAUCACCAAGCGCAGCUCCAGUGGUGAGAAGUUCCAGGUGCUGGACUCGUGCACGCGGGCCAUGCUGAGGACUGAGGACAUGGAAGACCAGGGUCAGAUGCUGGCUAAUGUGUUCAACCUGAAACUUCUGGAGAACCAGGAGGAGAGGCAUGUCAGCUACAUGCUCAAGACCUCCAGCAUGAGUGACAAGCUGCGCUGGAUAUGUGCUCUCACGCCAAACCGCCGCACGCGAUUCAUGUCCACCAGCGCCCACCAACCAGCCUCUCCUCAGGUCCAGUGUAUUCAGUCGUAUUCGUCUCAGGAGCCAGAUGAGCUGUCCAUUGAGAUGGCUGACGUGUUGAACAUCCUGGAGAGGACAGAUGACGGCUGGAUGAUGGGUGAGAGGCUCCAUGAUGGAGAGAAGGGCUGGUUCCCUUGUCGGGUAGUAGAGGAGAUCAAGAACCAGGAAGUGCGGGCCCAGAACCUCAGGGAGUGCCAGAGGAUUCACCUGGCCCAGGAAGGGGGCGCUUCCUCAGGGUCCAGGCUGGGCUCCAGGGGUGGCAGACGCACCCCCAAAACCCCCAAAGUCUCAAAUUUCUUCGGUACCUGGACUGACCAGUCAGAGGAGGAACAGUGAAGCACAUGAUAUUCCACACUGAAAGUGAUUGGUUGGAACCCCCUGGCAUCGAUUUUUACUGGACCACAUGGAUCAAAUGACAGAGAUCAUGUGAUUUGAGCAUGGGAUUGCAUUGGAAGAAAGUGACAUCAUGCAAUGACAUUAUUUCCUAUGAACUGUUUCCCUUUCUCAAGUGGUUUUGGUGUGCCAGGGUUUAGGGUCCCAGGCUACAUGGUUUAGGGUCCCAGGCCACAGGGUCCCAGGCUCCAGGGUUUAGGGUCCCAGGCUCAGUGGUUUAGGGUCCCAGGCUCCAGGGUUUAGGGUCCCAGGCUCCAGGGUCCCAACCCCCAGGGUCCCAGGCCCCAGGGUUUAGGGUACCAGGAUCCCCUGAUCGGUCCUACGAUCAGAGCACUUCUUCCAUAACUCCAACAAACUGCAUGUCUUACAGUACUUCCAGUGGAAUGAUUUGAAAUGAUUCAGCACUACCAGUCUAACUGAAACAAGGCUCCGGUGGAACAGGAGCUACUCAUGUGAUGGGAGAAGAUGAUAACCACAGAAACAGUUCUCAAGGAGAUGGUAACAUGUGAAUAUAUCGUAACCUUGCCUCAACUGCAUGGGCCAAUUUUUUUCUUAAUUUUUUUUUAAAGCGCUUCUGUGCUAGAGAUUUAAUUACCCCAGAACAACGGCUUGACGAUCCACCCUUUUGUAAAGAGCAACUCCUCUAUUGAAACCAUACAAGAAGCACGUUUUAAAAUCCACCCACUAGCACUGAAUGGAAAUUAACCGUGAAUGUUUCAUGAUUCUGUACAGUAAAUAGAACAAUCACAUGACAGAGUGCUCAGUAUUGGGCAGGAAGUAAUUGACUGGAGAAGACGAGCCCUAUAGAAUCACAGGCCUUGCUUAAUCAAGGCCAAUACUGAUAUGCCACUUACGCGCACACACACACACACACACACACACACACACACACACACACACACACACACACACACACACACACACACACACACACACACACACACACACACACACACACACACACACACACACACACACACACACACACACACACACACUUGGGGAAAUCUAGCACAACUUCUCCAACUUGAAAAACCCUCCACAGACACCUGGUCCUGAAGCAUCUGCACAGAAUGUGCCAACACACCGACAGCACUGGAAUGGCAUGCGAGUGACAAAACAUGUGGGUGUAUGAUGAGUAUGAAUACGUGUGCAUACUGUAUGCCUUGAAUGUUCAAUAUACAAUUAAAUAAUUACUGAAACAUUGUGUAAUUUAAUUAUGUAAGAAGUAAUUUAUUGUUAAUAAAAUCUAAAUCUGACAUUUAAA
This is a messenger RNA of Oncorhynchus keta (chum salmon), 4611 nucleotides long. Its product is annotated as ephexin-1-like. Gene Ontology annotation, molecular function: guanyl-nucleotide exchange factor activity; protein binding. The transcript is spliced from 16 exons. Gene Ontology annotation, biological process: activation of GTPase activity. The coding region runs from base 912 to 3287 and encodes 791 amino acids. The record is from RefSeq and is a predicted model, not a curated record. Lineage: Eukaryota; Metazoa; Chordata; Actinopteri; Salmoniformes; Salmonidae.